Messenger RNA from Triticum turgidum subsp. durum (durum wheat), 390 nucleotides. The record is from the annotation of a GenBank genome assembly. NCBI's taxonomy places the organism in Eukaryota, Viridiplantae, Streptophyta, Magnoliopsida, Poales, Poaceae.
AUGGGUGGCCGGUUGAUUUCUUUGCCGGAUCUCCCAGCUAGGGUUGCCGCCGCCGCCGCCCUCACCCGCGCUCGUGCCCUCUUCAACUCCGGCUGCGAGCUCCACCCCCUCCAGCGGUCCAGCCUUCGGAGCACACGGGUGCGGAUCAAAGGCAGUGGUGGACGGGCUUGUGAAGGAGCCGCAGGAGGCGCUGGACGAGGACAUCCAGGCCGCAUCAUGAAGGAGCGGGAGAUGCAGAGCUACAUCAGGACCGCGAGCGCGAGGUCGCCGGGUUGUAUUACAUUGAUUGAAUAUUGCGUCAAGAAGAACGAUCGGGUAGAGCUUAUCACGGCAAGCUACAGGUCGUACCUAGCAGACAAGCAUUGUCUCAUGAAAGUUUACUUUUUGUAG